Molecule: messenger RNA, 2185 nt
Organism: Caretta caretta (loggerhead turtle)
Lineage: Eukaryota; Metazoa; Chordata; Testudines; Cheloniidae
Product: protein-lysine methyltransferase METTL21E
Source: RefSeq, a predicted model, not a curated record
UUAUUAAUGUCUUCUGGUGGGGGAUUGUUGGCAGUAUGUAACACACACUUUAGUGCAUUUCUAUCUGGGACUAUUUGAGCUAAUUGCAGGGGAAAUCCAGUGGAUAAAUCUCUUUAUAUCUCCAUCUUUAUUGGAAGGCCAAGAAAAAGACUCAGUAUUGUAUCACAUGAAAUGGACAUACCAUCACAAUGUAAUCAUCUGAUAUCGGCUGAAUUAACAAGGAAACCAGAAUACAAGGAAGGUAAAAAUGAAGAUGAACAGACCGUUGCAGAAAUCAUGAGAAGGCGUUUUUCUCCUGCUGUUCUAACUAACAUAUCCUGGGAAGGUUUUCACUUUGCUGACCAUGAGAUAAAAAUUACAGAAGCCACUGAAUGUUAUGGGGCAGUAGUCUGGCCAUCGGCUCUUGUUCUAUGUCACUUUUUGGAAACAAAUGCUGAACAAUACAGCCUGGUUGAUAAAAGUGUAAUUGAAAUUGGAGCUGGAACAGGGCUGGUCUCCAUAGUAGCCACUUUACUUGGUGCACGUGUAACUGCCACGGACCUGCCUGAAGUACUAGGAAACCUUCAGUACAAUAUUCUCAAAAAUACCAAAAUGAAGUGUAAGCAUCAGCCCCAGGUUAAAGAACUGUCCUGGGGAGUUGAUUUAGAAAAAAACUUUCCCAAGUCUUUGUGUCAGUUUGACUACAUCAUGGCUGCUGAUGUUGUGUACUACCAUCCCUUCCUGAAGGAGCUGCUUCUUACCUUCCAUCACUUGUGUCAGGACAACACUGUUAUUCUCUGGGCCAUGAGAUUCAGGCUGGACAAAGAGAACCAAUUUAUGGGCAGAUUUCAGGAAUUGUUUGACCUGGAGGUAAUUUCCAAUUUUCCCAGUUUAAACAUAACAUUGUAUAAGGCAAUGAGAAAAGGCAAGAAGAUGAUGUGAUGUUCCAACUUGAGUAUUAGAAAGUGUGUGUGUGUGUGUGUGUGUGUGUGUGUAUGUGUGUGUGGAGUUUGAGUUUUUUCACAGGUUCCAUGUUAAUGCUUGAUGACAUCUGUAGAUUAUGCAAGCAGCAUGCCUUUUGGGAUGUCAGGGCAGCAGAUGGAUGCCUCUGUCCCCUUCAGAAGAGAGUCACUUCCCACCACCGUUUUGCCUUCUCUUACACAGGGUGAUUAUGAGCCUCACAGCCUUGGGGCAAGUGGCUCCUCUUCCUCAUGUUAUAAACAUUAACAAAUGGUCUUGCGUAAGAAUAGUGCAGCAUACUACCAAUUCCCUUUUAAAAAAAUUCUCAAAUCCUUGGAGCUUUGCCUUUCUCAAAAUAGACCACUGUGGACCUCUAGCUCUGAGAGCACAACAAUACUAACAAUUGCCCUCAAGAAAAUGUUUUGCAUCACUGCCUCAUUGUGGUAGCUUGAGACCAAAAAGACUUACUUUGCAUGCUUAAUUAUGGGCAGAUAAUAGAAAAAAGUUGCUUAGCAUCUUUGGAAAGGCCCACUGUGACUGUCUGUAUCCCUGUGUUCACCUUUUUACAAAACUGUAAUGCAUUUUGUAUGAAGUAUGCCUUGUGAGGUAUCGUUUGAAAAUUCAUAAUUUACUGAUCAUUAUUGUCCUGGUAAACUGUGUGUGACAACAUUGUAUGUGAGUUAUAAGGCUCUACUGUAUGAGAUUUAUUGAGACAUAUUCCAAGUCUGCAAAAGAAGGCACAAACCAAUCCCUCAGAGACAAAAGGCAAAUCGACGCCUCAGCCAGGUGUCAACAAAAUCACAUGAACUAUCACCUGGAUAAGCUGCCAUUCUUUGAUAGGAAAAAGGGUGUGAGUAAGAAAUGUACAUCUUGGCAAAUAAAAAGCUGCAGGUUCCCAUCUCCUAAGAUCUUCUGUCUUCUGAACCUCAGCUGGAGAUAAUUUUCAAAAUAAAAGAGAACCAUAAGAAAGGGGAGCAGAUGCCUCAAAAUACUCCUCUCUUUCUCUCUACCCAUGAAAUCAACAACACCUGAAAGACAAGGAAAGUAACACUGAACUGGGGAGGGGAAAGAAUCCUGGCCAACUGAAAUCCAGACCGUAAGACUGCUCAAACAUGUGGUGAGAGAGACCUCUGCUUUGAAUUAAUUUAGCUUGUUAAGUUAGAUGUUAAUUGCGUUUUACCUUUUAUUUUCUUGUAACCAGUUCUGACUCUUAUGCUUCAUUACUUGUAAUCACUUAAAAUCUAUC